Molecule: messenger RNA, 1461 nt
Organism: Hydatigera taeniaeformis
Lineage: Eukaryota; Metazoa; Platyhelminthes; Cestoda; Cyclophyllidea; Taeniidae
Source: the annotation of a GenBank genome assembly
AUGGAUUGGAGGAGAUGGGGCUGGCCAAUCGUAAGAAUGGUCAAUUUUACUGUCCGCCUACCUCGUGGACCACCUGACGAGAGUCAAUGGAAUCAAGUUGUGAUUCUCAAUAGAUCUACGCACGAGGAGAGACGACGGGCUCAAAACUACGUCAUCUUCAACUGCACUAAUCGAAGUUACCAUGGCAACAGUACCUGCCUCUCCGAAGAGAAAUUUACUGCUCCCGCCUAUUGUGGUUUUGCUGGCAAUGGCAGGGCAACUGGUCGACCAGUGUUUGUGAACUAUGCUCGAGCUGAAGAUUUGGCCUUUUUUACAAGCAUUCAGGGGCUUUGCCUACAGGACAUCAUUGUCGUGGCACGACACGGAUACAACUCUUAUGGCAGCAAAGUGAAACAAGUGGUGAAGCGUUGCUCCAGUCUGGGAAGUAGUACACUGCCUGGAGGAAUGAUUAUCUACCGAGAUCCCACAGAUUCUACACCUGAUAUUAAAGUGUAUCCCGAAGGAAUCGGCCUACCUACUGAUGGAGUUGCCUAUCGUGUUUCUUCAAUGGCGAAGUUGAGUGGCGACUCCGAGACUCCUGGCUUCCCGGCCAUCGACGGUGUUUACAGGAUCGAGAAGGCGGAGGACCAGGCCGUUACACCAUUCCCAGUGCAGACAGUUAACUACAAUGACGCCGAAGUCAUAAUUAAUGGCAUCGGUGGUAAACCAACACCGAAGGCAUGGGAACCCUGCACACCAAAAUUUGUGGGACCUGAAGGCGAUAGCCUAAUUCGACUCGAGGUACGGAAUCGAAUAGACGAGACGCCAUCCAAAAUUGUUGAUGUGAUCGGUGUAAUGCCGGGUAGAGGGACAGAGGCAGGGAAAUACGUGAUCUUAGGCAAUCAUCGUGAUGCAUGGGUUCAAGGCGCCAGCGACCCUCAUUCAGGUACCGUUGUACUACAAGGCAUUGCCUAUCUUCUUGGGAUGGCCUAUCGUGAAGGCUGGCGUCCAAGACGCAGCAUUGUGAUUGCAAGCUGGGAUGCUGAGGAGGUGGGAUUGAUUGGAUCGACGGAAUUUACUGAACUCUUCCGAAACGAGUUAAUGGACAAAGCGGUGGUCUACUUUAACCAGGACAGCCCGGUGAAAGGCAACGCCGUUUUCAGCCUUCGAGCUGAUCAGUUCCUUGAAAAGGCUCUUCUUGACAGUGCAAAAAGUGUGCAUGGACCGUGUAAUGCCUCUAUUAGCUUCCUUAAGGAGUGGGACAAACGAACAAAACGGAAGAAGUAUAAGAAACCGGAAACUGUUCCAGUGGCUGGUUCUACAGAUCAUGUUCCCUUCCAAUACCAGCUUGGCAUUCCAUCAGCCUAUCCACAAUUUACUCCGAAGCCGCCACUGUAUGAAGCUCCUUCCUAUCACACCGCCUACGACUCGGUAGAUAUGGCAGUGAACUUCACUGAUCCCCCUUGCAGCACCAAUAAAAGU